Messenger RNA from Darwinula stevensoni, 670 nucleotides. NCBI's taxonomy places the organism in Eukaryota, Metazoa, Arthropoda, Ostracoda, Podocopida, Darwinulidae. The record is from the annotation of a GenBank genome assembly.
AUGAACCUCUCCUCCGAGCUGACAUUUCAAGAAAAAGCGCACGGAGACACCCUGACAGAUGACCUUGGUCUGAGACUCCCCCCUCCCCCCCUCGUCCCCUCCCCCCCUCGCCCCCCCUCUCCCACCCUGAGAACUACACCAUAUGUAGACAGAGGGAAGACGCAGUGCGUCCGCGAUUCUCGGCUGGAUCCGUACGUGCGUGAAGCACGCGGGAUCCUCGCGAGGGAGGAAAUCGCCUCUUCCCUCCGUCCUCCCUCCACUGCCCUCCCUCCACUGCCCUCCCUCCACUGUCCUCCCUCCAUUGUCCUCCCUCCACUGUCCUCCCUCCCGUAUCUUUCAUCUCCCAUCCUUGCUCUCCUUCCCUGUCCCGCAGGUCAGCAGCGGAGUCAGCCGAGAUUUAUCGCUGGAGGACGAAAAAGGAGAAUAAAGCCCGAUAUGAAGCCGAUUUACGUCCUCCUCGUCGUUUUCUCUCGAGUCACCUGGGCCGUGGAUUACCGGGUAGAGGAGAAGCGCAUCCUGGACGAGAUCCUCAAACCGGAGAAAUACGAUUCACGCAUCCGGCCGUUGGGUAUCAACCAGACCGAGCUGGAAUGGCAACGAGGAAGACGAGUGCAAGUCUCUAGUGCUUCACUCGGCUUGAGCCAGUUGAGCGGGUUGAGCAAUUAGACGC